AUGAGUAACCAAGCGGCUUGGAUCAAAUCUGAAAAGACAAAACUCGAAGUUGGCUCUGCUCCUGAAACGAAAGCUGGAAUUGGCGAAGUAGUCAUUAAAAAUGCAUUUGUAGCGAUCAAUCCAGUCGACUGGAAGAUUCAAGACUACAGUCCUCCUUUCCAAAAGUAUCCUGACAUUCUGGGGAGAGAUAUCGCUGGGGAAAUCGUGGAAGUAGGACCAGAUGUUACUCGACUCCACGUUGGUCAACGCGUGAUAGCACAUGCACUUGGCCGCUUAACUGGCAACCCCGCACAUGGAGGGUUUCAACUUUAUACCAUAGCGAAAGAGAUAACGGUGGCUCCCAUUCCCGAUCCAAUGCCCUAUGAGCAAGCUGUGGUCCUCCCCUUGGCAAUUUCAACUGCAGCGGCAGGUCUUUAUCAGAAAGGCUUCUUGGCACUGCCAUACCCAACCAUCAAUCCCAAAUCAAGUGGGAAAACAAUUCUCAUUUGGGGAGGUAGCUCUUCGGUUGGAAGUACUGCUACUCAAUUAGCCGUCGGAUCUGGAUUAGAAGUGAUUUCAACUGCAUCGAAGAAGAAUUUGGACUAUGUAAAGGGAUUGGGUGCGAAGCAUGUGUUUGAUCACGCUUCGGCAACAGUGGUUGAGGAUAUACUUGCGGGACUCAAGGGAACUGACUUCGUUGGUGCAUAUGAUGCCAUAUCAAGUCCAGAGACUUUGAAGGCAUCUGGAGAGAUCGUUCAUCAAUUAGGUGGAGGAACAAUUGCGACUGUACUGUCUACACCUGCUGGAGGCCUCCCGAGUAACGUGACGGCAGUCGGGGUCUUGGCAGUAUCGAUCGCCUCCGAGCAACCAGAUGUUGGUGAUGCUGUUUGGCGGAAAUAUGUUCCUGAAGCAUUGAAAAAUGGCGAGCUGCUUCCAAAGCCGGAACCACUCGUGAUCAAAGGGGGCUUGCAUCACAUACAAGAGGGGCUUGAUACUCUCAGAACGGGUGUAUCUGCGGCCAAGGUGGUGGUGGAGUUGUAA
This is a messenger RNA of Hyaloscypha bicolor E, 1020 nucleotides long. RefSeq names its product GroES-like protein. NCBI's taxonomy places the organism in Eukaryota, Fungi, Ascomycota, Leotiomycetes, Helotiales, Hyaloscyphaceae. The coding region runs from base 1 to 1020 and encodes 339 amino acids. The transcript is spliced from 3 exons. The record is from RefSeq and is a predicted model, not a curated record. Gene Ontology annotation, molecular function: oxidoreductase activity, acting on NAD(P)H.